Messenger RNA from Sphenostylis stenocarpa, 1029 nucleotides. Lineage: Eukaryota; Viridiplantae; Streptophyta; Magnoliopsida; Fabales; Fabaceae. The record is from the annotation of a GenBank genome assembly.
AUGGAUAGGUACCAGAAGGUGGAGAAGCCUAAGCCCGAGUCUCCAAUCAACGAGAAUGAGAUCCGAAUCACAACCCAGGGCGCUAUUCGCAACUACAUCACCUACGCCACUUCGCUUCUUCAGGAAAAGAAUGCAAGAGAGAUUGUCUUAAAGGCAAUGGGACAAGCAAUCAGCAAGACUGUUGCCAUUGCAGAGAUUUUAAAGAAGAGAAUUCCCAGGAUGCACCAAGAUACUGGCAUAAGCUCAGUUAGCAUAACAGAUGUGUGGGAACCCAUUGAAGAGGGUCUUGUACCUGUGGAAAUGACUCGACAUGUCUCUAUGAUCUCAAUCACCCUAUCAGCUAGAGAAUUAAACAAAAAUUCUCCUGGGUAUCAAGCUCCAAGUAGUGUCGAACAACCAAAACCACAGGUCAAUUAUCAACAGCAACCGAUAAAACCAGCACGUGUUCCAUAUAAUGCUGUAAAUGAAGAUUCAUAUGGACGAGGACGAGGCCGCGGUCGGGGGAGAGGAAGAGGAAGGAAUUGGGGAAGGGGUGGUUAUGGCUAUCAAGGUGGUUAUGGAAAUUAUCAAGGCGGAUAUGGAUACUACCAGGGGGGGUAUGCAAAUUAUCAAGAUAAUGGUGGGUAUUCAAAUCGGGGACGAGGUGGUGGGCGAGGUAGAGGUUGGGGGUAUCGAGCAGGUACUGGUUAUGACGGUGGCAGGGGUGGAGGUGCAGGGUAUGAAGGUGGCAGAGGUGGAGGUGCAGGGUACGAGGGUGGUAGAGGUGGUGGGUAUGAAGGUAGCAGAGGUGGUGGGUAUGAAGGGGGCAGAGGUGGUGGGUAUGAAGGGGGCAGAGGUGGUGGGUAUGAAGGGGGCAGAGGUGGUGGGUAUGAAGGGGGAAGAGGUGGUGGGUAUGAAGGUGGUAGAGGUGGUGGGUAUGAAGGUGGAAGAGGUGGUGGAUAUGAAAGAGGCAGAGGUGGAGGAAGGGGUUAUGGGCGUGGUAGGGGUCGAAUGGGUGGACGUACAAGGGGUGGUGGAAACCAGGCAUGA